UCCGUAUUCAGUGCUAGCCUACAUUAAUGUAACAUCGGCGCCCACAUCAUACAGCGUAUAUAGAUAGAAUUGUCGGAUAAGAUCACACCAUCUCGACCAUGGAGCCUUGAACUGGAAUACACCCACAGCACCACAGAGAUGAACAUGCAGCACACUUGAUAUUUCCCUGGAGGGGAAGCCUGAAUUAAGAUGAAGCGACUGAAGGGGAAAACCCAGAAGUGUGGAGCAUUUCAGAAAGUCCUGUGAACUCUGACCUCCAGCCCCCAUCUGCCAUCAUUCCUUUCCCCCAAAUACACAACACUCCCAUCCAUCAACACUCCUGCUCUGGUCCAAGAUGACCUCGCCGAGAAAGCACCUGGUCAAGGAUUUCAACCACUUUAUCACAUGCUACGUGUGUAAAGGAUACCUGAUCAAGCCCACCACGGUGACAGAGUGCCUGCACACCUUUUGUAAAAGCUGCAUCGUCCAACACUUUGAAGACAGCAACGACUGCCCCAAAUGUGGCAUCCAAGUCCAUGAAACCAACCCUCUAGAGAUGUUAAGGUUGGACAACACUUUAGAGGAAAUCAUUUUCAAACUCGUGCCUGAGCUGAGAGAAAAGGAACAACAGCAGGAGAUUGAGUUCUGGAGGAGUCGAAAGUCGAAGGAGAACGGAGAAGAAGAUGGCCCCCGAUCAAAGAGGUCUAGGCUGGAUGCCGAUAAUGAUGAUGGUGGAGAUGGAGACUACCACAGGAGUGACCCUCAGAUAGCCAUCUGUCUGGAUUGUCUACGCAACAACAGCCUGGUGGAAGAGAACAUUGUUAGGGGCUUAAUGAAGAAAUUUAUACGCUGCUCGACUCGAGUGACAGUCGGAACAAUCAAGAAGUUUCUCAGCUUGAAGUUAAAGCUUCCAAGUUCUUAUGAGCUAGACGUCCUAUGCAACGGGGAGAUCAUGGGAAAAGACCACACCAUGGAGUUCAUCUACAUGACGCGGUGGAGACUUCGCGGUGAAACCGACUACCCAAUGGUACUAGAAUAUCGCCCACGGAUAGACUUUGGUUGACGGAGGGAGACGUGGGACUACUCCUGCACUAACAGCCCAUUGACAGACUACACAAUGAAUGGAUGUGCCUGGCACAAGAGACAAGGACCACACAUCUUCUUAUCAUCUGCAUGCAGUAAUCCGUGAUUGCCUCUAAUCUCAUUCUGUUCUCUUACGUUAUCCUUCAGUUGGUCUGCGUUUCAUUUUCCAAAAACGCAUCAAGGGUUUGAGAACAUGCCUGCGUAUCAUGACGUAUUGAUUCUUAAAAAAGUUCCCGAAAUGUAAUUGACUGAAGAGUGAAGACAUGCCCUUUAAUUCUACAGCACAUUGAAGUGUCCCUAAUAAUACAAGGUGAAAUUACUAGUAGUCUGUUGUUACGCAACACAACAGAGAUAUUACAAGACAGGUGUGCGUGCACUGGCAAACGGCUCAUAAUAUUCCACCUUAUCUACGCUAGAUUUAGUGUCUUACAUGGCUCCCUCCCGUACUCCUGUUUUUAACUACGGUAGUGCCUUUCCCCACAUGCCUCUUUCAGUGCAGUGCCCUUCGAAAAUUCAAACUGCUUUUCAUAUGAAAUCCCUAAUAGUGAAUUCAACAGCCCCAACAUAUAGCCUACAUACAACUACAAGGAAGCUAUGGAUACCAUACCUACCAUAUCCCUAUCUCAAUAAGCUAUAUUCUUCCAUUCCAUGCCAUUUUGAUGUUAUUACCGCAUAUAAAGCAAUACGAGUACUGUAAGACUAGAUUUGGUGGAAGAAGGUUAGAAGAAGCUGAAUAUCACCUACACUGUCUGAAAUGUGUAGCUGUGUGUUUGUGCACUAUGUAAACGUAUUGGGCAUUAUUGUUGACUUGUACAUAGCAGAGAUUUGUAUAGACUGUUUACUACUAUGCUGUAUGUCCUACUGGAUGGCUUAACAUUAAUUUAUUGUUGUUGCCGUAUAGAAACUGCCCAGAGUGUCGUUACAGGGUCCGAUAACCCUUGCCAUUUGUAUCUAAUGGUGGAUCAGUACACAAGUGCUUUAAAUGCUUUUUCCCUCUUCACAUACAGUGCCUUCAGAAAGUAUUCACACCCCUUGACUUUUUCCAAAUGUUUUUGUGUUACAGCCUGAA
This is a messenger RNA of Salvelinus namaycush (lake trout), 2131 nucleotides long. Its product is annotated as polycomb group RING finger protein 5-B. NCBI's taxonomy places the organism in Eukaryota, Metazoa, Chordata, Actinopteri, Salmoniformes, Salmonidae. Gene Ontology annotation, cellular component: PRC1 complex. Gene Ontology annotation, biological process: regulation of transcription by RNA polymerase II. The transcript has 9 exons. The record is from RefSeq and is a predicted model, not a curated record. Bases 335 to 1042 code for a protein of 235 amino acids.